AUGGAGAGAGGCGCACAUCAGCCGCAGCUGUCCAAAAGCGCACAGAGUCCGCCAGAGGACAUCUCCAAAAUCAGUGACGAGGAGCUGCUGAAGUGGGGCAAAGAGGAGCUGGUGCGGCGGCUGCGGAGGGCAGAGGCGGGGAACAGGAGCGCCAUCGUGGAGCACGGCAAUCUGAUGCGGGAGGUGAACCGGAGACUCCAGCAGCAUCUUAACGAGAUACGAAGCUUAAAGGACGUGAACCAGAAACUGCAGGAGGAUAACCAGGAGCUGCGGGACCUGUGCUGCUUCCUGGAUGAUGACCGGCAGAAGGGGAAGCGUGUGUCGCGGGAGUGGCAACGUCUGGGCCGCUACAGCGCGGGCCUGAUGAGGAAGGAGGUGGCCAUCUACUUGCAGAAGCUGAAAGAGCUGGAGCAACGGCAGCUGGAUGUCAUGCGGGAAAACCUGGAGCUCAAGGAGGUGUGCCUCAUGCUGGAGGAGGAGAGGGCCGCGGCCGUGGCUGGAGGAGGGGGAGUGGGAGGGGGAGGUGGUGGAGGUGUGGGUGGGCAUGGAGGCCCCGGCCGUAGGAGCUCCAUUGACAGUCAGAGCAGCUUGUCCCAGCUAGGUGGAAGUGUCCCAGCACCUGGCCUGCUGCGGGACGUCGGCGAUGGGAGCAGCACCUCCAGCGCGGGGAGUACCGAUAGCCCAGACAACCCCCACCUCAAACCCCCUCCCCUGGGCUCCAACUCCAGCCCUGGAUCCAGAGGUGUCUCCUCUGAGCACGCCCAGAAACCCGCCGAUGUGUGCGAAUCAACAGGCAGGAGGCACAGCUCCACCCCAGAGUACCACACCUUCCCCCAGUCCUGCCGCCCCCGCGGGGGGUCCCUCACUAACGCGGAACCCCGUGGCCUUCGGGGACACAGCCCGGAGAAACACAGCAAGUCCCCCACAAGGCUGCCAUGUGACUACCACCCUAAACCCUGCAGCUCUGACCUACUAGCCCACAAACAGCUAUUUAUGUCCGGGCAGGCGUCAGCAGGCUGUGGGAAGGGCACUGCCAAGUCCAGCCCAGAGCUGAGUCAGAGACACCGGUCGGUUACCAUGGGGCAAGGGUCAGGCUGUGGGAGUCCUGAGGCCAAGCUGGCAGGCAUGGGAACGCCUGAGCACCUGAGGAAAGGCCGGGUGAUUGUGGGUAGUCCAGAGUCUAUACGGCACCACCAUCACUAUCAUGGCUCCCCUGGCAGGGACGGGGUGCAGAGGAGGGCAGCGGAAGAGGAGAUGGCUCCCCACCACCAGAGUCUGUACAACGCUCUGAUAUCUGCCGGUUGCUGCACCAACUCCUGUAGGAGUGUAAAGCUUUGGGACAGCUUUGAUACCUCCUGACCAUGAUAUGCCUCUUGAUCAGAUGCUGCUGUUACAACACACACCCCAGAGAGAGGUUAUUAGCAGAAUGGAUGGAUGGGUGGAUGGAUUAAAGAAAGAGUGGAUCGAGAUAUAAAUGGAUGGAGAAAUUAUCAUGGAUUUCAAAACCAAGCAGUGAGGGUGAGGGAGCAGAUGAAUGAAACAAGGCGACAAAACACUGGAAACACUUAAACACUCUCUCUGCCCUGUCUGCUGCUGCUGCUAUGCAUUUCCCGUGGACUACCAGAAAAGACUGAAUGUCAUUGUUUGGACGGUCAGAGGCUAAUCAUUGUAUUGCCAAAAUGAAGAAAGAAAAAUAAGACAACUGAGA
This is a messenger RNA of Perca flavescens (yellow perch), 1708 nucleotides long. Its product is annotated as coiled-coil domain-containing protein 85A. NCBI's taxonomy places the organism in Eukaryota, Metazoa, Chordata, Actinopteri, Perciformes, Percidae. The transcript is spliced from 5 exons. The coding region runs from base 1 to 1359 and encodes 452 amino acids. The record is from RefSeq and is a predicted model, not a curated record.